Molecule: messenger RNA, 2723 nt
Organism: Dipodomys ordii (Ord's kangaroo rat)
Lineage: Eukaryota; Metazoa; Chordata; Mammalia; Rodentia; Heteromyidae
Gene: Nell1
Product: neural EGFL like 1
Exons: 19
Coding region: 12-2375 (787 amino acids)
Molecular function (GO): protein binding; calcium ion binding
Source: RefSeq, a predicted model, not a curated record
UGGGCUUUGGGAUGGACCCUGACCUUCAGAUGGACAUCAUUAGUGAGCUUGACCUUGUGAACACCACCUUCGGAGUCACUCAGGUGUCUGGAUUGCACAAUGCCAGCAAAGCAUUUUUAUUCCAAGAUAUAGACAGAGAAGUCCAUGCUGCCCCUCAUGUGAGUGAGAAAUUAAUUCAGUUGUUCCGGAAUAAGAGUGACUUCACGUUUUUGGCCACUGUACAGCAGAAGCCAUCGACAUCAGGAGUGAUACUGUCCAUUCGAGAAUUGGAACACAGCUAUUUUGAACUGGAGAGCAGCGGCCUAAGAGAUGAGAUUCGAUAUCAUUAUAUACAUAAUGGGAAGGUCAAGACAGAGGCACUUCCAUACCGAAUGGCGGACGGACAAUGGCACAAAGUUUCACUGUCAGUUAGCGCCUCUCAUUUACUGCUCCACGUGGACUGCAAUAGGAUUUAUGAGCGCGUGAUAGAUCCUCCAGAGACCAACUUUCCUCCAGGAAGCAGUUUAUGGCUUGGUCAGCGCAACCAAAAGCAUGGCUUCUUCAAAGGGAUCAUCCAAGAUGGGAAAAUCAUCUUUAUGCCAAAUGGAUACAUAACACAGUGCCCAAAUCUAAAUCGCACUUGCCCAACCUGCAGUGAUUUCUUAAGCCUGGUGCAAGGAAUAAUGGAUUUACAGGAGCUCUUGGCCAAGAUGACUGCAAAACUAAAUUAUGCAGAGACAAGACUUAGUCAAUUGGAAAACUGUCAUUGUGAGAAGACCUGUCAAGUGAGUGGACUGCUGUAUCGUGACCAAGACUCUUGGGUUGAUGGUGACCAGUGCAGGAACUGCACAUGCAAGAGUGGUUCCGUGGAAUGCCGAAGAAUGUCUUGUCCUCCUCUCAAUUGCUCCUCAGACUCUCUUCCUGUGCACAUUGCUGGCCAGUGUUGUAAGGUCUGCCGACCAAAAUGUAUUUAUGGAGGAAAAGUUCUUGCAGAAGGCCAACGAAUCUUAACGAAGAGCUGUCGUGAAUGCCGAGGUGGAGUUUUAGUAAAAAUUACGGAAAUGUGCCCUCCUUUGAACUGCUCAGAAAAGGAUCAUAUUCUUCCAGAGAAUCAGUGCUGCAGUGUCUGUAGAGGUCAUAACUUCUGUGCUGAAGCACCUAAAUGUGGUGAAAACUCAGAAUGUAAAAAUUGGAAUACAAAAGCUACCUGUGAAUGCAAGAAUGGUUACAUCUCUAUCCAGGGAGACUCCGCCUAUUGUGAAGAUAUUGAUGAAUGUGCAGCUAAGAUGCAUUACUGUCAUGCCAAUACCGUGUGUGUCAACCUUCCGGGGUUAUAUCGCUGUGACUGUGUCCCAGGAUACAUUCGUGUGGAUGACUUUUCUUGCACAGAGCAUGAUGAAUGUGGGAGUGGACAACACAACUGCGACGAGAAUGCCAUCUGUACCAACACCGUCCAGGGCCACAGCUGCACCUGCAAGCCAGGCUAUGUGGGGAACGGGACUGUCUGCAGAGCAUUCUGUGAAGAGGGCUGCAGAUAUGGCGGAACAUGUGUGGCUCCUAACAAGUGUCUCUGUCCACCUGGAUUCACAGGAAGCCAUUGUGAGAAAGAUAUUGAUGAAUGUACAGAGGGAAUCAUUGAGUGCCACAACCAUUCUCGCUGCGUUAACCUGCCAGGGUGGUACCACUGUGAGUGCAGAAGCGGUUUCCAUGACGAUGGGACUUAUUCACUGUCCGGGGAGUCCUGUAUUGACAUUGAUGAAUGUGCCUUAAGAACUCACACCUGUUGGAAUGAUUCUGCCUGCAUUAACUUGGCAGGGGGCUUUGAUUGUCUCUGUCCCUCUGGGCCCUCCUGCUCUGGUGACUGCCCCCAUGAAGGAGGACUGAAACGCAACGGACAGGUGUGGACCCUGAGAGAAGACAGGUGUUCUGUGUGUUCCUGCAAGGAUGGGAAGAUAUUCUGCCGGCGGACAGCUUGUGAUUGCCAGAACCCCAGUGUUGACCUCUUCUGUUGCCCUGAGUGUGACACCAGGGUCACAAGUCAAUGUUUAGAUCAAAGUGGACACAAGCUCUACCGAAGUGGAGACAAUUGGACCCACAGCUGCCAGCAGUGUCGCUGCCUGGAAGGAGAGGUAGAUUGCUGGCCGCUCACUUGCCCCAAUCUGAGCUGUGAAUACACAGCCAUGUUAGAAGGAGAAUGUUGUCCCCACUGUGUCAGUGACCCCUGCCUGGCUGAUAACAUGGUCUAUGACAUCAGAAAAACUUGCCUGGACAGCAACGGUGUAUCGAGACUUAGUGGUGCAGUCUGGACAAUGGCUGGAUCUCCCUGUACAACCUGCAAAUGCAAGAAUGGGAGAGUCUGCUGUUCAGUGGAUUUGGAAUGUCUUCAAAAUAACUGAAGUAUUGAAAAUGGACUCAUCAGAGGAGAAAAAAAUGGACAAAAUGACCAUCAAACAUGAUGAAGAAUAGGAGUUGCUUUUUAUAACACAAUUACCAAAGUCUCCAUCCUGAGGAAGGUGUUUGGGGUUGCCUUUGGACAUACCACUUUGCUCAUCCUUGCUAACCUAGUCUAGGUGACCUACAGUGCAGUGCAUUUAAAGUCUAUGGUUGUUAAAAGAAGUUUCCCGUGUUGUAAAUCACGUUUCCCUUAUCAGAUCAUUUUCGAAUACAUUUAACUGAUCUCAUGGUAAAUAUUGAUGUAUUUUUUUUGCUUUAUUUUGUGUACUAACAUAAUAGAGAGUCCUCAC